GGUGAACGCAUUAAAAGUCGCAAAGAGUAGCAAAAUAAUGCCAAGCGAGCUUCAGCGCACGGCAAUAAAAACUAAUAUGGUCAAAAGUGAAGAGUCCAACAAAAAGCAUUGCCACAAUGAUUGACAGGGUGAUAGAUAACACAGGCAGGCGACGGACGACGGACAGCGGCGCUGGAGCUGAAAAAAGUUAAAAAAAAAAGUUUGCGAAAUGUGGAAAGCGAGCAAAGGAAUGUGCAUAAAGCGAAAUGUCAAAAAUGCCCGCGAAAUAUAGAAAUAACAUACAGGUAUAUGUACGUAGGUGCUAUCAAAUACCAAAACAAAAAGUCGCGAGAGAGUAAAAACUGAUUUUAAAAAAGAAACUCCAAAUGAGAAAGGUAAAAAAAUUGCGAACGAAAAACGUUAGCGAAUAAACUAAAAUGCCAGCACAUAAAAUCAACAUGUACAAUUCUCGACAGCAACGCUAUUGCCACAAGGCCACAAUGAGUUGGGCGACAAAGCCACAAACAAUAAAAAAUACACUACGAAUACAGCUGCUAGCCAAUCAGAAGAGCGGAGAGUUUACGCGGCGCUUUUGUUGUUGUUUUACGCUUUGCUUGGCGGCGGCGCUGUUUCAUGUGGUUGAAGGCAGCAAACUCCUCCUCCAGUGGUGAAUGUAAGCAUGGCGGCAAUGCGCAUGUCCGGCUGUUAAUGUGCGUUUCGGUGGAUACCAAAAUGAUGGAUGGCAACUGCCACACAAAAGCCACUCCCCACAACGGCAUUUCAGUGGAUGUUUUGUUGUAAUACAGUGAGACCGUUUGGCUGGCUGGCUGUGGCUGGUGGGCCCAAGUGCAUGCAGCAAGUAUGAAGUGGCGCUUAGUGCGUCCGGUGCGAUUGGAUAGAAUAGAAGUCGUUUGCAUGCAAGCGAGCAGUUGCGGAAAGUUUUGUGAUAACGGCUUGGCUUAUAUCUUUUAUGUAAAGCCAAUAUUCGUGUAUGCGAUUUGUACGGAACACAUAAAUACAUUUAUGAAUGAAUAUAUGUAUGUCAUAUUAUAACGGAAAUGCAGUAGCGAAUAAUGGAAUAAAAUUAAUAAAUAAAAGUUUGAUAUGAAAUUGUGACGUAAAUUAAAUCAAAGUGAAGCGGGUGAAUUAAAAAUGUGAGGCAGUACAAUGGAAAUCACACAGCCACGAAUCUGUUUGCACACAAAAUUUAAGUGAUGAUUUAUAAAUGAAUGUGGAUACUUCUAACAUUUGCUGUAGUGUAGUGUAGUGUAGUGCUAUUGUGAUAACUGAGUAACUAAUUGGUGCGAUCGAUUAACAACUGUUUUGUGUGUAGAAAAAUGCAAGAAGUGUGCAACAGCUUGGACCCCCAAAUGGGCGCACAAAUCAAAUCCGAAUCGCCAUUGAAUGCGCUGCAUGUGUCCACGGGCCAGACGAUAGUGCCAAUAGUGCCGGUGGCACCGACGGUGGUGCCCGUGUCGGUUUCAGCGCCGGCGCAAAUGCCUCUAGUGCCACAGCCACCGCCGCCGCCGCCAUCAGCGGCCAUGCUUGUCAGCAAAAUGGGACCGACCAACUGUGAUAAACGUGUGACCGCUGCCGAUACAGCGUACUGGAUGGCCGCCUCCGAGGGGGGUUUCAUCAACUCACAACCGUCCAUGGCUGAGUUUCUCAACCAUCUGAGUCCGGAGAGUCCGAAGAUGGGUACACCUGUCGGUGGUGGCGGAUAUCCGGUUGGCGUUGGUAUUGGUGUGCCACAAACGGCGGACGGCAUGGAUUCGGUACCCGAGUACCCAUGGAUGAAGGAGAAAAAGACAUCGCGAAAAAGUCAAAAUAACAACAAUCAAGCCGACAAUGCUAUAACUGAAUUCGUUCCAGAAAAUGGUCUCCCCCGGCGCCUGCGUACUGCCUACACCAACACACAGCUGUUGGAACUCGAAAAGGAGUUUCAUUUCAACAAGUAUCUGUGUAGGCCGCGACGAAUCGAAAUUGCAGCAAGCUUAGAUCUGACCGAGCGACAGGUCAAGGUGUGGUUUCAAAAUAGACGAAUGAAGCAUAAGCGUCAAACUUUAUCGAAGACGGACGAUGAAGACAACAAAGACAGUCUAAAAGGUGAUGAUGAUCAGUCUGAUAGUAACUCCAACUCGAAGAAAUCUUGUCAAGGCUGUGAGCUGCCGUCGGAUGAUAUACCAGAUUCCACCUCGAAUUCACGGGGGCACAACAACAACACACCCAGUGCGACUAAUAACAAUGCGAGCGCAGGAAGUUUGACGCCGAACUCGACCUUGGAAUCGGGUAUUUCUUCAAAUCUACUUGGUAGCUCAACUGUCUCCGCGUCGAACAUGAUCAGCGCCGACUCCAGUGUGGCUUCCAGCGUCAGUCUCGACGAAGAAAUUGAUGACAGUCCCAUCAAAGUCAAGAAAAAAGAUGACAGUCAAAUUGUCAAAAAUGAGGCCGUUUCGACAUCCUCCAAAGCUUCGCCGUUCCCCUAUGAUUCACCGGUUGGAAAUGGUGGUAGCCACAACAUUACUAGCAACGCCGCGGCUAUGCUGUCUGGUGGCGGUGGCUUCCGUCGGAACGCAGACACCGUGCCACACGGCGCACAAUCGGCGGUGAAUUCAAACUGUGGCCCCAACACCGAAGGCGGUACGCGCAGAAAACGUUUCCAAAAUGGCAACAACACGAAUGCGGCAAACAAUGAGGGCAGUGGGCGAGCUGGCAUGGCCGCAUACUUCCACGGUGGCUAUUAUCCGAAACAUAACCAACACGACCAACGACCACAUUUACACCAUGCGCAGCAGUCGCAACUGCAAGCGCCGCCACCACAGUCGCAGCUGCCGUCAGCGCAGAUACAAUCGCCGCACGACUACUACGGCAAGUACGACAUUGAAUUCGCCGGCACAGCCUCGCCGCAACACGGGCCGCAAGGGACGUUGCCAAUGCCAACACACCACAAGCUGCAGCAAAUGCCAAACAACAACCCACUGCAACACCAACCGAAUGGUGAAUAUCCAAGCUCUAAACCGGACUUCAUUAGUAAACUCUCACCAGACAUGCACAAUGCGAAACGUCAACAUGAAUUCCAAGCAGCCAAGACAACAGCCGUUAAUACAUUCCAACACGCGCAAACUCACCACCAACCACAGCCACCAACACACCAGCAGGUUUUCUACAAUCAUGGUGGCGAGCCAAUGCCGCCAGGUGCCGCUGGCCAGUACAUGAACUAUAAUCACCACACGAUGGACAAUGGUGGUGUGUACAUGCAUCCACACCAUCAUGGUGGUGCUGAGUUCGAGGCGACAUCUCUUAACGCGGCCGGCAAUUACUAUGAAACCAAAUCACAAGCCGCUGCGUAUUAUGAACACUUGAAUUUCCAACAGCAACAGCACCAACAACAAAUUCAUCCCGACUUUCACCAACACCAACAAGCACACGAUGUUCAACAACUGCAACAGCAACAACACCAACAGCACAUUGGUGGCAUACCUGCCGAGUUCAUGGUGGAUGGCACGCCGCAUAUGAAAAUUGGCGCCGCCGCUGCACCGGCAGUGACGUCAGCAGAUGUGUACAUGCCACCCAAUGCCAGCGCUCUGGGCGUACAAAUGGAGAACUGUGAUGGCAGCUACGGCAACUUUGCCAAUUUUUACGAGAAUGGUCAACCGCAGCUGCAGCCGCAACCAGCCAUGCCACCACACCAUCCACAAACCCACCACCAUCCAACGCAUCCCCACCCACAUCACCAGCCACCGAGCGGUCAUAUAAAUAUCGGCGCAAAUAACUUUGCUAUGAAUGGUGGUUCGCCGGCAAAUGCUCCCGCUUAUCCGAUGACGGGCAAUGGUGCAGCCGUCACUGCGGCUGGUGGGAAUCUAACCGGCAUGGAGAAUUCAAACAGCUCAUCAGACUUCAACUUCCUCAGCAAUCUGGCAAAUGAUUUUGCGCCCGAGUACUACCAGCUGAGUUAGUUCAUCUAAGACAGCUAAAAGGUGUUUACAGUACUCUUUGAUUUAUUUUUUGGUUUGAAAAAUAUCUUUUUCUCUGGUGUUUUAUUUUGAUGUGUUGUACGUGUAUCCAAACUUAUUUUAUGUGCACAUAGCCAUUUAUGUACUUACAUAUGUACAUAGUUAUAUUGUAAAAAUGAUUUUCUAGUUAUGUUCUUUUUGUCUGUUUCAUUGCAUUUUUAAACGAGUUAUUUUCUUUUCCAAUUGGAUUAAAAUUUUCAAAUGUUUUCUAAAAUUAGUUAUAAUUUAACCCAGUUGAACUUAAUAGUCAUUACUUCGGAAUUUUUACUUAAUUUCUUAUUUGAAAAUAUAUUUGUUUCGCUUCUUGUUAACCUUAAAAUAAAAAAAAAACCCUUUAUAAAAAUAUCUGUAGAUAUGUACAAUAGUUGACAGUAGACCAAGUAUCAACCGUAUCAAGCUUAAAAUUCAAAAUCAUGUAAAGUUGAUAUAUGUAUGUAUGCAUCUUUAAACUGUUGUAUAUACUACGUAAGCGCUAAUUAGAGAAGUAAUCCUGUGAAAUGUUAAUUAUGCUAAUUAGCAUAGUUUAGUUUGUUUGCUCAAAUGAAAAUGAAAAUCACAAAGAAAUAAAUAACUGUUCAGCAAUUGUUGUUAGUGUUAAGAUAUGCUACUAGUUCUAUAGCUGUAUAUAGUAUAUAUAUAUAUGUAUAUAAAUUUAAUAAAAAUCAUUAUAUGGAUAAUGUUUGUAUGUACAUACGUAUGAAUGUACUUUUGAAAAUCAUGUAAAGAUUUUAAUGUGUACAUGUGUAUGGGUGUAUUGCAUACAUAUUGAUGGGUGCUCAAAAAAACAACUAAACUAUCGAUUUUAUGCGUUAAAAUUAAUAUAAAAUUCUCCUGAGUGAGCUUUUUUAAAAAACUUUUUGAUCUACAAAUAUGGGAGAUAUAAUAAAUUGGAUACCAAACGGUUCAAAAAAAAUUUAAUUUUUAUAGGAAAAAAAUGUUUUUAGGUGUUAUUUAUAGCGGAAACUUUGAAUGCUUACCGACACCUUUUAAAAUUAAGCUUAAAAUCCUGCCUUGCAGCUAUUUUUUUCUGCAUAAAGUUCAUUUUAACACAUAAGUUCGAUAUGUUAGUUUUUGGGCUUACCCAACAUACACAUUUACAUAUAUUUUUUUUUAGCUAGUGAGUCACAUUUCCUUAUUUACAAGAGCUUUUGCUACAUGCUGCACACAUUUGCUUUUUCAUACAAAUAUCACUACAACUAACGUAGGCUUACAGUAUACCAUAUUGCAGAUCAAUGUGAUAAAAAAAAAUCUUUUACACUGCUAAUUUUGUUGAAGACUUAACUAAUUAUUCACUGUGCAGCAUGAUUCCGCAGAGCAGGAUUUUCACAGAUGUAUGAGAGUCUUUCCGAAAUUUAUUCUACAAGAAAAUGUUGUUCAAAAGUCUUUAAAAAUAACUGUAAAAAAUAACAUUUAUUAUUAGCAUGAAUGUUAGGCGUUCGAUGGAAGGGUUCUAAAAUCUCAUGGAAAUUAGCAACAUGUGAGGUUAGCAGCAAACUAGUUGAAUUUUAUUAUGAUAACACGAUUAUGCGCGUUCUUAUUGCCUAUAGAUCUGCUAAUUCAGAAAUACGAAAAAAAUCUUUCUAAUAAAAUCAGGCACACACUAUAAUAUGGAAUGAUAUUAACAAUGGUACAUUCACACAUACAUAUGUAUAUAUAAAUGUACAUACAAUAUAUACAAUUAUAAUUUUUUAAUUUGUUUUUUUUUCAGAAAUUAACAAUAUUAAGCCCCAAUGAUAAUAUCUAGAUAAAUAAAACAAGCUGUAUAUAGUAUAUAAGUUUAUGAAUAUGAAUAAUGUGCGCCGUAUAGAAAAAUAAUUAGUAGCGUAAAUGAUUAAGAAAUGCAGACAAUUCUAUAAAAACCGUAGCUUUUCUAAUAGUUGUAUUUUUGUUGAUUAGAAAUCGAAGUUGUUUGCGACACUUUUUGCCUAAAAUCAAUAACGAUUGAUAAUAAAUUAUUCAAAAUAAAUAUUUAGCAAUAAUAUACUAUAGAUUUUUGUUGUUUGUUUUUAGUUUUAAAGUUAAAUUUUUAAUUGUAUUAUAUAUAAUUUUGCUUAAUAUGGCAAAAAAAAAAAAAUUCCAAGCUGAAACCGUUCCGAUUCCAGUGCAAUUUUGUAUG
Messenger RNA from Bactrocera oleae (olive fruit fly), 6108 nucleotides. RefSeq names its product homeobox proposcipedia (gene pb). The record is from RefSeq and is a predicted model, not a curated record. NCBI's taxonomy places the organism in Eukaryota, Metazoa, Arthropoda, Insecta, Diptera, Tephritidae. Gene Ontology annotation, cellular component: nucleus. Gene Ontology annotation, molecular function: DNA-binding transcription factor activity, RNA polymerase II-specific; RNA polymerase II cis-regulatory region sequence-specific DNA binding. Gene Ontology annotation, biological process: regulation of transcription by RNA polymerase II.